AUGCCCUCUAGGAAGUCAUAUCUUCCAAGUGAAACACCAGCACCAUUGCUUAAGUACAGAAGGGAAGAGCUUGAGAAUUUGAGAGGAAAUGGAAAAGGAGAGCGGAAUGAGUGGGACAGAGUUUAUGACUAUGAUGUCUACAACGAUUUGGGCGAACCUGACAGAGGCUUGUCCUUUGCUCGUAAAAUUCUCGGAAGGAAUAGUGAAUUCCCUUACCCUCGCAGAGGAAGAACUGGUAGACCACCCACCAAAACAGAUUCUAGAAGUGAGAGUAGGCUGAAAAAAGUGAAUCUUUCGAAACCACUGGAUCUUGUCGAAUCUUUAGACAUUUACGUUCCACGAGAUGAACGAUUUGGUCACUUGAAGAAGUCAGAUUUUGUUGGGUAUGCAAUUAAGUCUUUAUCUCAUGCCGUAUUACCUGCUCUACAAAUUUUCUUUGAUCAGACUCAAAGCGAGUUUCACAAGUUCAAAGAAAUACAUGAUUUGUAUGAAAGAGGAUUAAAGCUACCAGCACUAGCAGUUGAUUUUAUCAGAAAAGUUGUUCCUAACGACAUUUUAAAGGAAUUAUUCCGAUUAGACGGUGAAAAAUUCGUUCGAUUCCCCAAACCAGAUGUUAUUAAAGAUAAUAAAUCUGCAUGGAGGACUGAUGAAGAAUUCGGAAGAGAAAUGGUCGCGGGUGUUCAUCCUAUCCUCAUUCGUCGCCUCCAAGAAUUCCCACCGGCCAGUAAGCUAGACCCUAAAUUGUAUGGUGAUCAAACUAGCAAAAUUACUGAAGAGCACAUUCAAAAAAACCUGGAGGGGCUGGAUGUCGUUAUGGCAGUCAAUCAAAAGAAAUUAUUUAUAUUGGAUCACCAUGAUUCAUUUAUGCCAUACCUAAGGAGGAUAAACGAAACUGAUGCAAACGAAGCCAAUAAAAAUAAAUCAUUCUUAUUGGAAAUCAAAGAUUCAAUUGCACAACGCCUGAAGAAGAAAAAAGCACCUGAUAGAAAGGCAUAUGCAACUCGAACUCUCCUGUUUUUGACUAAUGACGGCAGUUUGAAGCCUGUUGCCAUCGAAUUAAGCCUACCCCAUCCAGAUGGUGAUGAGUAUGGUGCAGUUAGUAAAGUAUAUACUCCAGCUGAAGAAGGUGUUGAAGGAACCAUUUGGCAACUGGCUAAAGCUUAUGUAGCUGUAAAUGAUUCUGGCUACCACCAGGUCAAUAGUCAUUGGUUGAAUACACAUGCUGUGAUGGAGCCUUUUGUGAUAGCAACAAACAGGCAGCUAAGUGUACUCCACCCAAUUUACAAGCUUUUGCAGCCCCAUUAUCGUGAUACUAUGAACAUUAAUGCACUUGCUAGGCAGACUCUUGUGAAUGUUGAUGGCCUUAUAGAGCAAACAUUUUUUCAAGGAAAGUAUGCUUUGGAAUCAUCAUCAUUAAUUUAUAAGGAUUGGGUUUUUACUGAGCAAGCACUCCCAGAAGAUCUCCUUAAAAGAGGAGUAGCAGAAAAAGAUCAGAAUUCUCCUCACGGGCUUCGAUUGCUGAUAGAGGACUAUCCUUAUGCUGUUGAUGGACUAGACAUCUGGUCUGCAAUUUAUUCCUGGGUUGAAGAAUACUGCUCUUUCUAUUACAAGACUGACGCCACCGUCCAAAAUGAUACAGAGCUUCAAGCAUGGUGGAAGGAAGUUAGGGAAGUGGGUCAUGGUGACAAGAAAGACGAAGCUUGGUGGCCGAAAAUGCAAACUUGCGAGGAGCUAGUUGAAUCAUGCACCAUAAUCAUAUGGAUAUCUUCUGCACUUCAUGCAGCUGUCAACUUUGGCCAAUACUCUUUUGCAGGAUACCCUCUAAACCGCCCCACAAUCAGCCGACGGUUCAUGCCAGAAAAGGGUACUCCAGAAUAUGAGCAGCUUGAAUCUGAUCCUGAAAAGGGUUUCUUAUUGACUAUCACUCCAAAAUUGCAGAGUCUUAUUGGAAUUUCCCUUGUUGAAAUUUUGUCUAGACAUGCUUCUGAUGAGAUCUAUCUUGGUCAAAGAGAAAAUCCUGACUGGACAUCAGAUUCGGAGCCCUUGCUGGCUUUCGAAAGAUUUGGAAGAAAACUUGCUCAAAUUGAAGACAAAAUUACAAGUAGGAAUAAAGAUAAGAAUAGGAGGAACCGUGUUGGGCCGGUCAAUUUCCCAUAUUCUUUCCUCAUGCCUACGGGGGAAAAAGGGCUCGCUGCCAGGGGAAUUCCAAACAGCAUCUCAAUCUAAAACAUAUUUCAUUGUGUUGUUGCUUUUCUAGUCUUUUUGUCUUUUAUUUCCCGUCUUUCCUAGAAUUGUGUGACCAAUUGUCUUGUAUUUGUGUGUUCGUAUGAAAUAAUUUUUUAGCAUAGUGUCUCUUCUUGGACGGAGGAAUUAAUUGUUGGUA
Molecule: messenger RNA, 2383 nt
Organism: Humulus lupulus (European hop)
Lineage: Eukaryota; Viridiplantae; Streptophyta; Magnoliopsida; Rosales; Cannabaceae
Product: probable linoleate 9S-lipoxygenase 5
Exons: 8
Coding region: 1-2226 (741 amino acids)
Biological process (GO): lipid oxidation
Molecular function (GO): metal ion binding; oxidoreductase activity, acting on single donors with incorporation of molecular oxygen, incorporation of two atoms of oxygen
Source: RefSeq, a predicted model, not a curated record